AUGGCGAGCUCGACAUUUAUGAUCAUGAGCAGUCACGGGCAUUUGAAUUUCUCCAGGCUUUUCGCUCGUCAAGAGCGAUGGAAAGGCUCGUACUACGAUCACAGGUCCACACGACGAGGUCUGUCAGCACGAUCGAGCUCCAAAUGCUAUGACGAGCAGUCGAGGAUCUUCCACAGCCAAAGGCCAAGCUUGGACUUCUCAAGGAAUGAUGGUAUCACUGACAUUGCGAGCUUCGUCUUCUCAAAGAAGAAGAGCUUCUCAUCCAGAGUGUCGCUGAUCGAUGGAGUUUCCGGGCGAGAGCUCACGUAUGGCGAGCUCGAGAGGCUCGUCUUCAAGCUCGCGGAGGGACUCGUUGAUCUUGGUGUGGAGCACGGCGACGUUGUCAUGCUCCUGGCUCCAAACUCGCUCUACUAUCCUGUUGCGCUGCUCGCUAUUUCUUCCAUCGGAGCUCUCGCUGCUACUCCCAAUCCUCUGGGAACUCCCGACGAUGUCCGGCACCAAGCGAUGCUCACGAGCGUGAAGCUGGUCAUGUCCACGCGGGAUCUCCUGUUUAAGAUCGAAGGCUUGAGUCUCCCAGCGAUUGUCAUCGACUAUAACAACGAUGCUUCUUCCUCUGAUCAUGGCGAAGAACAACCCAGCGUUGUGCUACUUUCGACGAUCCUGGAGAAAGUUUCAUCGCUCUCCUCCUUAAACUCUGGCAAGAAGAACCGGAGCCUCCAUGAUCCAGCAGCCGUGCUCUACUCGUCUGGAACCACUGGCAUGAGCAAAGCAGUGGUGCUCUCUCAUGCAAACAUUUGCUCGCAAAUCAUGCAGCUUGCCAGUUCUUGCCAUCAUCAAGGCCCAGAUCAUGGAAACAUCAUCGAGCAGGAGGUCCAUCUCUGCGCUUUGCCAAUGUCUCACAUAUUUGGCUCGGUGGUGAUCACGCUCCAGCAGCUCUACCGUGGAAACCAAACGGUAGUUCUUCGAGGAUUUGAGCUUUCAGGGAUGCUUGCUGCGAUCGAACGCUACCAUAUUUCUCACAUCUAUGUAGUUCCUCCGGUGGUCUUGGCUCUCGCUAAAACUCUCCAAAAGAACAAUGGAAGCUUAAGAUAUGAUCUCUCCUCUUUGCAAAACAUUCUCUGUGGAGCUGCUCCACUAGGCAAGGAAUUGAUCGAGACGUGCUACAAAUACCUUCCAAACACGUCCUUCUCGCAAAUAUAUGGUCUCACAGAAGUCACUGGAGCUCUCACGCUGAUCAAGGAUUCUAGACAAAAUGAGAAUCUAGCAGCUUCCGUGGGAACGAUGCUCUCGGACAUGGAGGCCAAAGUCGUGGACGUGGAAAACAGCGAGCCUUUGCCUCCAAAUCACAAAGGAGAGCUCCUGGUUCGAGGUCCAACAACAAUGAUCGGCUACAUGAACGAUCCUCAAGCAACGAGCUCUACCAUGAAUCCUCAAGGCUGGCUUCGUACAGGAGAUCUCGUCUACUUCGACGAGCUCGGGAACUUGUUCGUCGUUGACAGGAUCAAGGAACUCAUCAAGUACAAAGCUCUCCAGGUUGCUCCCGCGGAGCUUGAAGCACUGCUAUUGUCACAUCCUCAGAUCUUGGACGCUGCUGUGAUACCGUACAAGAGCAAGGAAACUGGUGAAAUUCCAAUGGCUUUUAUCGUCCCUUCGCUGGAUGGCAACUUGACAGAGGACCAAGUGAAAGCUUUCGUUGCCGAGCACGUUGCGCCUUACAAGCGAGUGAGGAGAGUAGCAUUCACAAACGCCAUUCCCAAAACAGCGUCUGGAAAAAUCCUAAGAAAAGAGCUCGUAAAGCAACUCUAAAAGUUAAGCAAGUACUUGCAAUGCUUUCUCUCUUUUCAUCCCUUUGCUGGGAUCUAUAAGCUUUUUUACACGAAAACUCUCGCAAAAUCCAGACUUA
This is a messenger RNA of Selaginella moellendorffii, 1903 nucleotides long. Its product is annotated as 4-coumarate--CoA ligase-like 7. Lineage: Eukaryota; Viridiplantae; Streptophyta; Lycopodiopsida; Selaginellales; Selaginellaceae. The record is from RefSeq and is a predicted model, not a curated record. Gene Ontology annotation, molecular function: CoA-ligase activity. The transcript has 7 exons. The coding region runs from base 1 to 1806 and encodes 601 amino acids.